Molecule: messenger RNA, 1407 nt
Organism: Argentina anserina (silverweed cinquefoil)
Lineage: Eukaryota; Viridiplantae; Streptophyta; Magnoliopsida; Rosales; Rosaceae
Product: AT-hook motif nuclear-localized protein 23
Exons: 1
Coding region: 190-1059 (289 amino acids)
Cellular component (GO): nucleus
Molecular function (GO): minor groove of adenine-thymine-rich DNA binding; DNA-binding transcription factor activity
Source: RefSeq, a predicted model, not a curated record
UUUCCCCCUCCCAUAAAAUAUACAAAGCACUUGAGAUACAGAGAAAAACAAACAGUAUUUUUGAAUUUUCUGCAUAGUUUAGUAGCAGAAGUGUUGGUGUUCCUUCCUUACAAUUAUUAUUUACUAAAAUCCAUUUUUAAUAAUAAUUUCUGUUUCCCCUUGUUUUCUGUUUUUCUUUUUGAUGUAUCUAUGGCUGGUUUGGAUUUAGGCUACGUUCACCAGCUCAACAGGCAAGAUCACUUGCACCAGCUCCAGAGACCCCUGCAACAUCAACAACUAUCCCAUCAUGAUAACGAAGACGACAUCAACCAGGGUCAGUACUCCAGCGAAGACCAGGGUCUCGACCUCAGCGGCGGUGUCAAUCCUGGCCCCGGAGACAUCGUGGGACGCAGGUCCCGCGGGCGCCCUCCUGGAUCCAAAAACAGGCCAAAACCGCCGGUCAUCAUAACAAGAGAAAGUGCAAACACUCUCCGAGCUCAUAUUCUCGAGGUCGGCAACGGCUGUGACGUCUUCGACUGCGUUGCCACGUACGCACGGCGACGCCAGCGUGGGAUCUGUAUACUCAGCGGCAGCGGCACCGUCACCAAUGUCAGCUUGCGGCAGCCAGCUGCUGCAGGAGCUGUGGUUACCCUCCACGGAAGGUUUGAGAUACUUUCCCUUUCUGGAUCCUUUCUGCCUCCACCGGCCCCGCCUGGCGCGACAAGUUUGACUAUAUUCUUGGCCGGCGGGCAGGGUCAGGUGGUCGGAGGCAGCGUCGUGGGGGAGUUGACCGCGGCAGGACCAGUCAUAGUGAUUGCCUCCUCCUUUACUAACGUUGCUUACGAGAGGUUGCCCUUGGAGGAGGACGAGCAGCUGCAGAUUCAGCCCCAGGCCGGAUCUCAGGGCUCCGGAGGAAGCGGUGGAGGUCGCGGCAGCGGCGGUGUGGGGAAUAACCCUUUUCCGGACCCAUCUUCGGGGCUCCCGUUCUUCAAUCUGCCGCUGAAUAUGCAAAAUGUUCAGCUACCGAUUGACGGGUGGGCUGGAAACAACAACUCUCCAGGAAGUCGUCCGCCAUUUUAGAUCAUCAAUAUUGACUUCUUUACUGUGGUUGAUUUAAUUGCCUUAACGGAUGUGAUGAGCUUCGUUGGAGACAAAACAAGGUCAGCAAACUUCAUGGACUUCUACUCCUAGGUAUCGUCAUCAUCUUCUUCUUCAUUUACAUCUUCAUCAAAAUGGCUAUGUUUUAGCAUCUAUGGCUAUCUAGUAAGAACUGUGUUGAUCAAUGUUGUAGUUGUUUCUUCUCCUAUUUUUCUUCUUUUGUUGUUUUCUUCUUGUUGAUGAUGGUGGAAACAGUGGAACUACUGCUACUCUUCUUACUUUUUCUUUAUAAGGAAUGGUUUGAGGAUUCAGCUUUAACGAGCUUUGCAA